This is a messenger RNA of Styela clava, 3029 nucleotides long. RefSeq names its product kelch-like protein 12. The record is from RefSeq and is a predicted model, not a curated record. Gene Ontology annotation, molecular function: protein binding. Lineage: Eukaryota; Metazoa; Chordata; Ascidiacea; Stolidobranchia; Styelidae.
UGAGUUGUCCAAAUAUUUUAUUACAAUGGAAUUUGAUCUUGGUAUUGUUGAGAAUGAACACAAGAACAUAAUGAUGAACAUGAUGAUGACGAAAGAUGAUGAUCUGAGAAAGAGGAAACGUCAUUCUGAUCUCACAAUUAAAGUUGCAUGGUUAUAUUUAUUGUGAAUAUAAGUUAAAGUAAUAACUUGACGAUGGCAAAGGUUUCAGAUGAUGAGUUUGAUUUGAAUAUUAAUGUGAAUGAACACAAUGCAUUGAUGAUGGCAAAAUUGCAUAGUAUGAAAAAAGAUGGACAACAUUCUGACCUCGUCAUCAAAGUAGGAAGUGAGGAAUUCCUGGUUCACAAGAACAUGAUGUCAGCGGGUUCUGAUUAUUUCGAUGCGAUGUUGUCACAUGAUAACUUGGAGACCAACACAGGAAUUGUUGAAAUGCAAGAUGUUGAUGUGGAAUCUGUAAAAGUUUGCAUUGAUUACAUUUACACUGGGAAAGCUUCAAUUAGUUUGAAGAAAAGUGAACAACUACUCCAUGUUGCAACUUUGAUGCAAUUAUCAGUACUUUGUGAUAAGAUAGCUGAGUUUCUCAAAGCUAAGUUGGAUGUGAAAUCAUUUCUCAUCAUCAAACAAAUUGCUUCUAUGUUUGAAAUUCCAACAUUAAAAACAGCAUGUGAUGAUUUUGCAUUGACUAAUAUGGGAGCAAUUUCUCAGGAAGAAUACUUCAAUGAAUUAGAUGUGGAAUUCAUCUCUUUCAUGGUUGGAUCGAAAAAUUCAGCUUAUUCUGAGGAUUCUAAACUUGCUGUUCUUCUUCAGUGGAUCAAAGCUGAUAUUGGCCAACGAAGGAAGCUUCUGGUUGAAAUGAUGAAUCUGAUAAACCUGAACAAUGUUUCUUUUCAAUAUGCGACGUUCUUGGUGGGGCAUGAAAGCCUGUGUUCCGAAUCACUUGUAAUCGUGAAAUUAUUGUUUCUCAAAAUGGCUGAGAAGUCUGGUGUUAAAGAAGCAUCUGCAGAAAUCCCCACUUGUGCAUCUGAAUUCAAUGCCAUUGCUGUUUUUGACAAGACAUCGAGAAAAAUCAAAACAUCCCAGCCAGCGAAAAAUGAAUGGCAGGAACUAAAACAUUUGCACGAUAAUAUGGUGAGAAGCUUUUUCACUGCAGUCAAGGUGAAGGAUAUCAUCUAUGUUUUUAUGGAAAAUCGUUCAGUAUAUUGUAUUGAUAUUUCUAGAACAGAUUCAACUUGGAAUAAAAUGGCUGAUUCUCAAUUUAACCAUGGCAUGUUUCUACGAACAGCAGUUUGUAAUGAAUUUAUUUAUUUGUGUGGCAAAGAAAAAUUGGAAAAGUACGAUAUAGUCGAAAAUAUGUGGAGUGUGGUGAAAACUGAUAGAAUUACACUACGCAGCUGUGCAUUAGCUGGAUUCCAGCAAUCAAUUUACAUACUAGGAGGUUCUAAUAAUGGUAGUUUAUCAUCGGUGAAUCGAUAUUCACUGCCAUCCACUUGGUCUUUAUGCAAAGCCAUGAAUGUUCCUCGGGAGCUUCCUGCUGCCACUGUUUAUAGGAAUCGACUAUUUGUGGCUGGAGGAUUAAAUAAUGUAAACUUAUCAAGUUCAGAGUUUUAUGAUUCUCAAACAGAUUCUUGGACAAAUUUAUCAUCUAUGACUGUUCCUCGGUAUAUUUUUUGCCUUUGCACUGUUGGUGAUGAAUUAUUUGCAAUAGGAGGUAAAAAAGACGGAUCAAAAUCAAUUGAGAAAUACAAUUUUGAAUCAAGUAGUUGGGAACAUUUUAUGAAUUUUCAAGAAAAUAUGAAUAUUGCUCCACUUGCCUGUCUGGCUUUUAAACUACCACUAUAGUUAAUUUUCUAUCUAUUGCAUCAACAUUGAAGAUGUCUGAAACACUCUAAUUUUUUAAUUGUUCCUAUUUCAUUAAUUUAUAUACCGGUAUUUUAAUAUUGGGAUAAUAAUUGUGAAAUGAUUUUUGUGUUCGUGCCUAAAUUGUACUGACUUGUUCCAUCUCAUCUUUGAGUUGAGAAACUCACAACAAUUUAAAUCAUGUGUUAAUAUGAAAUUUUUCUUAUACUCUUCCUAUACUCUUUAUAUCCUGAUGCAAUAAUAUUGUGUAAUUACGGUAAAUACUCUGUAUUGCUCUCAUCAGAUUUGUCCCAUAAACUUAAUUUCUGUCCGGUACACGGCUUACUGGUGUGAAACUGACAACUGUUCUUUAUUCUCUGAAGAAAUGAGUUCUAUGAAAUUUUUUACCAAGGUUUAAUUUUUGGAAGAAACUUCUUAUCUUAUAAGUUUUUUUUGUUGCCAAACUCAAAGGGAUUUGUACUGUUUGCUUUGUAUUAGUAUAAACAUUGUACAAAGUUUAUAAUUUAUUGCAAUUAUUUAUAUAUUUUUCAGCUUAUUUGUAUUUUGGCCAAGUUUUUAUUAAUCUCAAUUUUUGUGAGGAAUUUCAGGUCUCAGUGCUAGUAAACUAUAUCCUAUAAUUAUUACUUUUCUUUAUUUGUUCAUGUUUUUAGCUUACAUGUUGUUACGAAAGCUUAAUAUAGGAUUGAAAUGAGACAUUUCACCCUUAUCAGUUUAAAGAAAAACACAUUUCAAUGCAUGCAAAUAAAGAAGUCAUGGUUACUGGGUUCACAAUACAGUGGCUACUUGAUUUUCUAUUGUUUUGUAAAUUAUUGUGAACACAUAAUAUGUUCGAAAUGUGUUAGAAUCACAGUUUAGGAUAUUGGAUUGAAACCUCAUGCCCACAGCCUCGUCUAGUACGACUUGUAUAUUACAACCUAGAUCAGCGGUUCCACUGGUGGGUCGCAAAAGGAAUCUUAGUGGGUCAUGAAAUGAUGUAGAAAGCUUUGAUUUAAUAUACUGGGUAUUAGGAUCGGUAUCGACUCUAAUAUCUAAAUCAACAGAAAAAAAAAAAUUAAAAUUUUAAUCUGUAAAGGUUUCCUUUUUACGAUCUUCUCAAAUGAAUAAAAAUUUGCUUUAUAAAGACUGAGUAUUUGGCUUUUUUUUACGCAUAGCAGUUUUGUACACUGUACAGCACU